AUGGAUGAUCAGGAAUUGAUUGAAGUGUCUAAGAGUGGAGAUAUAGAUGCUCUGUAUGCAUCACUUGGCAAACGUCCAACUAUUCUUGAUGAAAUUAAUAGUAUUCGAUUCAUUAAUACUCCAUUACACUGGGCUGUAAUAGCUGGUCAUACCUCUUUUGCUAUAGAGAUUGCAAAUCUGAUGCCUUCAUUCACUAUGAAGCUUAACCCUGACGGAUUAUGUCCUCUACACUUGGCUUCAGCAAAUGGGAAUCUAGAGAUUGUGAAGGAACUCUUGAAAGUUGAAAAUGAUCUUUGUAAUCUCAAAGGUAGAGAAAGAAGAACUCCUCUUCAUUGUGCAGCGAUUGCUGGACACAUCAAUGUGUUGAAAGAAUUGCUCUCCACUUGCCCCUUUUGUAUCACACAUCUAACUCUUAAGAGGGAAACUGCACUUCAUCUGGCUUUGAAGAAUGAUCAAGUUGAAGUCUUCAAAACAUUGGUGAAUUUGCUUCGAUAUCAUUGGCAGCAUGACCUUCUAAGCGACCAAGACCACGAAGGCAACACUGUCUUGCAUCUUGCAAUUUUAAGAGGACAUCAUCAUGAGGUGGUCGAGUUCUUGCUACAUCAUUGCAACCUUCUUGUUAAAAAUGCUGUGCAGGUCAAUGUAAAGAACAAAGAUGGGUUGACAGCCUUGGAUAUCUUAUUGGACCAAAAGGUACGGAACUUUGAAAGAGCAGAAAGGAUUCUUCGCGGAGUUGGAGCCAAACGUGCCCGUGAUAUUAUUGCAAAGAAGCUUAACUCUGACGGAUUAUGUCCUCUACACUUGGCUUCAACAAACGGGAAUCUAGAGAUUGUGAAGGAACUCUUGAAAGUUGACAAUGAUCUUUGUAAUCUCAAAGGUAGAGAAAGAAGAACUCCUCUUCAUUGUGCGGCCAUUGCUGGACACAUCAAUGUGUUGAAAGAAUUGCUCUCCAAUUCCCCCUUUUGUAUCACACAUCUAACUCUUAAGAGUGAGACUGCACUUCAUCUGGCUUUGAAGCAUGAUCAAGUUGAAGUCUUCAAAACAUUGGUGAAUUUGCUUCGAUAUCAUUGGCAGUAUGACCUUCUAAGCGACCAAGACCACGAAGGCAACACUGUCUUGCAUCUUGCAAAUUUAAGAGGACAUCAUGAGGUGGUCGAGCUGUUGCUACAUCAUAGCAACCUUCUUGUUAAAAAUGUUGUGCAGGUCAAUGUAAAGAACAAAGAUGGGUUGACAGCCUUGGAUAUCUUAUUGGACCUAAAGGUACGGAACUUUGAAAGAGUAGAAAGGAUGCUUCGUGGAGUUGGAGCCAAACGUGCCUGUGAUAUUAUUGCGUAUUUUCAUGAAUUGGUUGAAGUGGCUCGGAAUGGAGAUAUAGAUGCUCUGUAUGCAUUACUUGGCAAACGUCCAACUAUCCUUGAUGAAAUUGAUCGUAUUGAAUUCAAUAAUACUCCAUUACAUUGGGCUGUAUUAGGUGAUCAAAUCUCUUUUGUGGUAGAAAUUGCAAAUCUGAAGCCUUCAUUCACCAGGAAGCUAAACCAAGAUGGAUAUAGUCCUCUGCACUUGGCUUCAAUGAAUGGGAAUGUAGAGAUUGUGAAGGAACUCAUAGUUGUUGACCAAAAUCUUCGUAAACUCAAGGGUAGAGAAGGAAGAAUUCCUCUUCAUUGCGCGAUUAUCAAUGGACACAUCAAUGUUUCUAAAAUAUUGCUCUUAUGGAACCUCAAAAGUAUCGAGGAUCUAACUCAAAAGAAAGAGACUGCAUUUCAUCUGGCCUUGAAAUAUGAUCAAGUUGAAGUCUUUAAGGCAUUGGUGAAUUGGAUUUACGGAAUAGGUUGUCUCAUCUACCAUCACCUUCUAAGCUGCCAAGAUCAGGAUGGCAACACUGUCUUUCAUCUUGCAAUUAUAAGAGGACAUCAUAAGGUGGUUGAAAUGCUAUUGGUAAAGCAGAGGAACAUUUUUAUUAGAAAUGUUGUGCAGGUGAAUAUAAAGAACAAUCACGAGUUGACAGCCUUGGAUCUCUUACGAUUAUCAGAAUUCCCAGCAAAUAGGGGAGGAAUUAGGGAUGAGCAGCAGGAGAAAAGAUCAUCAGUAGAAAGGAUCCUUGGUGAAGCCCAAGACAAUGAGCGUAAACUAAGGAUUGGUUCAGGGAUAUUCCGGUUUGUGAAUAAUAUUGCGGCACUAUUGGUUAGAUACUUCGUUUUGGAUUCAAGACAUCCAAUUGAAGCAAGAAAUGAUCUACUUGUAGUAGCUGUUUUGGUUGUAACAGCGACUUACCAGACAGUAAUUACACCUCCCGGUGGUUUAUGGCAGGAUGAUACGACAGACGACCAAGAUCAUCUUACACCAACACACCAUGCUGGAGAUGCGAUUCUCGCAACUAAUUCUCCGUUUGUGUUCUUCAUAAUUAUAUUAUCAAACUAUAUUGGUUUCGUUUUAUCUUGCGUACUACUUUCUCGACUCGCACCAGGAUACCCUUACCGUUUGCCACUUCUAAUAGCACUACUGUUUAUGUGGUUUACUUGUACAAUGUCGACUUCAAACAUUCUUUGGGGUUUGAUGCCAUUAUUGGCAUGUCUUCCAUUUCUCGUGAUUAUACUGACCAUUGUGGUUAUGAUUUUGAUUCGUAAGUAUGGCGUCCCCGGGAGUUUUUAG
Messenger RNA from Telopea speciosissima, 2649 nucleotides. RefSeq names its product ankyrin-1-like. Gene Ontology annotation, molecular function: protein binding. The coding region runs from base 1 to 2649 and encodes 882 amino acids. The transcript is spliced from 8 exons. Lineage: Eukaryota; Viridiplantae; Streptophyta; Magnoliopsida; Proteales; Proteaceae. The record is from RefSeq and is a predicted model, not a curated record.